GAAAAUCAAAUUAACAGUCAUCUUCAUCUUGCAGUUAUGCAGGCGGGGUUUGCUUUCCUCGAGGCCGGCUCAGUGAGAUCAAAAAACACAACAAACAUCCUCAUCAAGAACGUCUUGGAUGUCUGUAAGUAGUUUAUUUGUCAGUGGUGAUUUUUGAACAGAAAAAAAGCAGCUACCUUUUUUAAAAAAAGUCAUAUUAGAUUUAAAAAGUCUGAUAUGCCACCACAGUCACUACAAGAGUAACUAAAUAAGCUACUCCCGAGUUGCCCAUGCAACCCUUUGUUUCAAAACGAGGCUAAGUGCAAAACCUCUGAUAUGAAAAUUACCGGUAUGUCUUUUUUUCCUAACCAAUGAAACCCCUUUUCACAAGAAAAGUUUUGCACUUGGCCUCGCUUUGAAAGUGAGAUUUCUGGAACUCGGAAAUGGCCUAUUUAGAUCAUAAUACAACGGGGAUUAUUGUUAGUGUUGUUGUUGUUGUUAUUAUUAUUAUUAUUAUUAUUAUUUUUACACAGCCCUAUGAUAAAUUCUUUCAGAUGAGUGUCAAGGAAAACGUUCGUAAAUGAAAGUGAUGAAUGUUUCUUAAACAAGUUCUUUUUCAUUUUUACAGUCUUGGGUGCCAUCGUUUACUGGCUGUUCGGCUACGCGUUUGCCUUUGGAGCAGAUGGCAAUGGUUUCAUCGGUCACGAAUAUUUUGCUCUGGCUUACUUACCAUCUAGGACGUUCUUUCAUUGGUUUUUCCAUUUUGUGUUUGCGGCUACAGCGGCAACUAUUGUCAGCGGUGCUAUGGCUGAGAGAACUGAGUUCAAGGCUUACCUCGUGUACUCUGUAUUUCUGACUGGUCAGUUAUAGUCAUGUUACUACACGUACGAACCAAUACAUAGCUUAAAGAUAAACGUGCACUGGUCGGUGUAUUACGAAGAGCAUAACAAGAGGAAAACAUUAGUUUUAGUUUCGCGUAGGGAUGUCUUGAAACGUUCCGGGCCAAAUUGUAAGAAAAGUCAAGCAUGUGAUUGUUAGUAAGGGGUUUGAAGUCAAGACCGUUGAAUGCAAAUGAAGACAAAUUAAAGACCCAUUCACAGGGUUAGUCUCCAACUAAGCAGAGAACAUGAUCAUCCAUUUGCAGCUUUGAGAAAACCCGGCUUUACAAUAGCGUGUUCGAUCUAGGUGCUGAACAAAUAUUUCAAUGAAUUAUCAUGUUUGCAAACAUUUCUUUCACGUCGCAUCAAAUACAACAGUGAGUGAAUAAGAAAAAAUUGCCUUAUUUCUAAUUAAAUCCCGCUUUCUUUAAUUUGUAACCACCCCCUCUCCCCCGGAACUGCACUUCUUAAACCAGGCUCACGUAAAAGGAAAAGAAAUGUACGCCAACUCAAUUUUUAUUUUUGAAGGUUUCCUGUACCCGAUAGUCGCUCACUGGGCCUGGGAUGGUAACGGCUGGCUGUACAAAGGCGUGACAUACGAUGACGGAGGAGCCAUCACUUACCAGGUAAGCCUUUCAUAGCACUUCAAUGAUCGGUUACAAAUUUCUCCCCGGCUUAUCAAUGCCUAAUUAAUCAGUUCAACAAUGAGCAUAUAAAGUCGAUGUUACCUAACGAAAUUCACAUAAAACGAAUUUGGACUCUACUGUUGAGGAAGAAGGCUGAUUCCUGACCAAACGGCUGCGCAGAAACUAAUCCGGUGUAUGUGUCCUCUGGUUGGGAAAAACACGAAAUUAAAAACGCUAUUGGAGCGAGAGAGAAAAUUUCGGAGGAGACAAGACUCGGGAAUGCUUUUCCUCUCCCUGUAAUCUUCCCCCUCACACCUUGUUUUACCGAACUUUCUUGAUUCCUCCCCCACGCUAUCCUAUAUUUGACAGCUUAUUUUUCGGGAUAAUAUAUUGCAAUGCAGGUUAAGGGCAGCAAUCGAAAAUGCCGAAUGCGCACGUCCUAAGAUCUAUAAGCAGCAGAACUGACACUACUUACAUAAAACAUAGACUUUGCAAGACGUCAACAAUGAUGACAGAAAAAACUUCUACAAAACACAGUUGUAGCCGUAGUGACUUUAAGUGACCGAUUGAGGGGUUGGUCCAUGGGUCCUGGGAGUCUGUCCUGUGUACUUUGCCAGAUCCUGUAAAAGCUAAGCCGUCUUUAGGGCGACUUUCCCCGGUGCCCCGUUGAUGAGAGACUUGUACAAGUGCUGUGGGCACUGCGCCAACUUUAUCCCCUGUCACCUUGCAAGAUCCUCCAACCCCGAUCCAAUACCUUCCUGUAGGAGCUAAGCCGUCUUUGGGGCGACAUCUUCCGGGGGCAUAUCCGUGGUAGACUUGUUCUAGUGCUGUCGACACUGCGCCACCCUUACCCACUCUCUCUUUGCAAGGUCCUCUCCCCCCCCUCCCCAACUCCUCCCGAUCCGCUUCGUUUAUUGCAGUUGAGAACAUCUCUUUUGCGUCUCUAUAGGACUUUGCUGGAAGUGGCGUUGUUCAUGCAGUCGGUGGGACGGUUGCCUUGGUAGGUGCAGCUAUUGUUGGUCCAAGAAUUGGUCGAUUUGUUAACGGAGAACCUCAGCUGUUGUCUGGCCAUACCGUACCGGUAAGUCGAUACUAGUCCCAGUUCCUUUCCUCUUAAAAUAAGCGCCCGUCCAUUUUCUGACGGAAAAGCCUUAGGGACAUAGUUGUAUUUCAAGGAAACAGAUGACGUUUUGUCUGAGGAGCCACUCAUAGCGAAUGAUGACCCAUAAAACUUACGAAUGGAGUUCUCUAUGAAUGAGUCUGUACAGCUGAAGUUUUAAAGCUGGCAAACAUGGCAAUACUUAAGAUUCCAUCAAUAGGCUGAAACCUAAAAUCACUUCUAACACAGCACACUGACAACAAAGAUAGGGAAGUGCAGAUUCUGAGUACAAUUUAAAUCAAGGAUAAGGAGUUAAACUCUGCUUUUGCCUGAAUCAAAGAUAAAGAACAUGUACGCAUUGUAGUCGUUACGUUUCUCGUUUUGUUGCUUUACUAGUUUUAAAAAUAAGAUUUAGCAUAAUCACACUUCAGUUUUGGAAGAAAAUACUCAUAUCACAACUGGAGCGGAGCCCAUAACCCAAUGGGCUCCUGACGUGGAGGAAUUAGUCAUUAUUGUUUUGUUUCCUUGGUUACAGCAAGCUGCCUUGGGUGGAUUCAUUUUGUUCUUUGGUUUCUUGGCAUUCAAUGGCGGUUCCCAAGCAGCCAUCGCUAGCGCAGGAGAUGCUGACAUCGUCGCACUGGCCAUUGUUAAUACCGUUAUCGGAGGUGAGCUUUCAGUUCAAUACUUUUUUUUUGCGCAUGCUCAUUUAGGACCACGUUUUUAUUGGCCAUCUUGAGGCCGCGCAUGAGUACUGGGUCGGUUUGUGUUGAAUUGCACUGUGGGACUGUUUUGGGAGAUGAAUUUUGACCCAGGUUCCCGCGCAACCUUGUAAUAGCCAAUAAGAGAAGUUAUAGCCUCCACAAAACAGUGCUAAGGUGCAGUUUGACACAACACCCAUCCCAGUCGUAUACGUAACCUCAAAAUUGGUGGUAAGCGCCCUUCUCUCUCCACUCUAAGGUACAGAAAAGAAUACAAGACACCUCAAUUUGCAGCCUCCUCUAUUGUAAAGCCUCUGAUUACUUUAGAAAUAAAAAAAAAUAUUAGUGAGAAACCGCUUUCAAUUUGUAAAACUAAGAGGCACCCCACAUCCUCCAACUUAGUUUCUCUUAAAAUUGCGGAAAUCUUGACUCGUGAGCGUUGUAUGUCUGUUAUGGCAGCCACUCUCUUUGUUUCACAGUACGAUACUUAAGGUAAGCCUGAAUAAGCAUCCUUAACAAUCAAUAAUGAACUCGGGGAAAAGACCGUAACUCUUACUGUUUUCGCCAAAAUGUGUUAUCGACAUCCCCUUCUCAUUGCUCUUAAGCAUGGUAUUCUCUUAAAAUUGCAAUAACGAUUGAUCGCCGCCGAAGCUAGCGCUUUGCAUCCCUAUCCUCAGAAAUCCCUUCUAGACACUAUGCGUCCAGUUUGUUUUUCCAAGCGCAGGUGAUAACAGGUCAAUUAUGAAACAGAUCUCGGCCUUUAUUGGUCGGAUCGGUUUUUAAUCGAAAGCGUGUCGAAUGCGUCCCGCGAGUUAAGCGCCUUUAACGCAUUACUCCUCAUCUUCCUUCCGAACCUAGUGUAAAGGCAUGGCAAUGUUAGCGAACAGGAUGCCCAUAUAUAAACAUCACAGUUUUUGACUAAUCCUAGGCUUUAAUUCCUCUUUUUAAUCCCAUGUAAGGGAAUCCAAGACAGACUUGCAUUCUGGAUUACACAUUGUGGAUUCCGGAGUCCAGGUACUGAAUUCUGAAUUCUUUGUCAAUGGUUCUUGGAUUCAGGAUUCCAGUCGUUAGUGGAAUUCCGAAUUCCAAAGCCCAUGAUUCCGGAUUCCACAAGCAAACAUUUUCCGGAUUCAGGAUUCCACAAGCAAAGGUUUUUCGGAUUCAGGAUUCUGGAUUCUCUUACAUAGGAUGAUCUUUCGUUCAUUGUGGAAAUCGUUACCUUCUGUACAACAAUCCUCUUAAAUCCAGCUGCAGUUACUGUCUACAUUUAUUCUUUUUUUCCAUUUUCAUUGCGUAAAUAAAUCACCAAUGUCUAUCGUUAACAUGAUAAGUGCAUUCACAGUCUCUUUAUGCGGGAAGCCAAUGACUUAAUCAACUUAGAAAAAUAAUCCAAACUUUGUGUAUUUGGAUAAUUGAUGAGGUUGAAGAAUGAUUCCUUUUUAUUGCAUUUUAGGAGCCGCUGGUGCCAUCACUGCCAUGAUUAUCAAGCGUUUGGGAUAUGCAGAAAAGUACUGGAGUUUGUUGUUUACAAUCAAUGGAGGACUGACUGGAAUGGUGAGAAAGAGAAUCAGAAUCAGCUUUUUUGGCAGGUUUCAGUUUGGAUUGCUGUUUUUUGUGAUUGGUUGACAUAUUUCGCGCCAUGAAUAAGAUCAUCCCGGCAAAACUAGUCGUGACUUCAGUGCGCGCGUUGAACGCACGUGCGUUUUCUCGCGCUGCGUACGAGUCGUCCUCGCGCAUUUAUUUCGAGUUGGUAUUGUAUUAUAGCCGUAGUUAGUCUUUACAAAAGAGAAUGAGCUUAUUAUCUUUUUGUUUGUAGCUGUUUGUAUAGUGAACAGAGCCGAAUUACCUCUCUAAAAAACCUUUCAAUGAAACUGGUAUGAUUUGCUGCAUACUUUGUUAGCUUCACUUGAGUGCUGUCUCCACUCAGUUGUCGCCAUGCAAAUGUUCGGGUAGCUAGUACAAAAAAACGAUAAAAACACGUUAGAGUGAGGUCUUGCUUUUGCCCAGCCUAGUCCCUAGGCGUUCUCGGCUGGGUCAAUCUUGGACUCUACCUGAGCUGUGACGUCACCGAGAGAUGCACGCGGACAACGGGGCAAGAGAGAACGCCUAGGGACUAGGCUGGCUUUUGCCUUGAUUGGUGGAGACUGAGGUGGCUUAAGCUAAUUAUGGCAGCAAAGCUCACUGCAAAAAAAACAAACAAACAAACAAACACGACAUCUUUUUAAUGAAGCCACUCUCGAUUCGAUCGUUAUUUUGUAGGUUGCUUUGUGCGCAGGUUGCAACGUUGUUCAUCCCUACGCUGCUUUUGUCAUUGGUAUUAUCGCCGGAAUCGCCUAUGUUGCAUGGAGUACACUUGUCGUCAAGCUAAAGAUCGAUGAUCCACUAGACGCUGUAGCAGGUAAGAAAAACAGCAAAGAUGAUGAGUAGAUAUUGGAUUCGGUUUUGGUAUGAUAUGAAGAAUUAAGCAGAUCCCGAUGGAUGUUAUACGCCUCGGUCUAUCUGCAUAAUGCAUCAGUCAGUUCAAACUCCCCCGACCCCUGCGACUUGGCGGGGAAUUUAAGAUUGCCGCGUGUUAAAUCACCGCUAAUUUCCCGGCUCCCCAGGGCCAAAUAGUUUGUUACAGGCCCCGUACAGCGGGGCAUCAGUAGGUCAUGAACCAUUAACCACGACUCAGUUCGGAUUUACAGUAUCCUUAAGACCUGAAACAGUGCCAUGGAACUAAUUCUGCUUAUUUUGAAAAUGGCUUCUGGUUAUCUCCUGACCACCUUCCUUUACGAGAGGUGCACAGCAAAUCGGAGCCGCACGAUGUUCACAUGGUGAUGUGCAUGUCCAAAUGUUGUUGCCUUUAUUCGAACAGUUACUGAGUUUAUACCUCCCUAUACGUGCAUGCACUUACAUUUCCGUUUUCCGUGUACCUAUGAAAAUACCUGUCACUUUAUCAGAACACUGCAUACACUCAGCUGCUUCGGCUCCUGCUGCUAUAGGUUAGUCUUGUCAUUGCAAGGGCCACUUUUCGAAUACUCUUCACAGCCCAAUUUUUAGCAGAAUCUCAUCAAACUGAAUCAGUGAAAGAGAUAUUUAUAGUAAAAUAUUUCGUAAUCGCCUUCUCUUUCUUUCGUUUUUGCACAGUUCAUCUCGGUGGUGGAAUCUGGGGAGUUUUGUCUGCGCCCAUCUUUAACAAGGAUUCCGGAAUCCUGUACGAUGGUGGCUUGCUGUCAUUCCGUGGAUUUGGCUGGAACCUGUUGGGUGUGAUUGUCAUCAUGAUCUGGUCAGGUUCUUUGGCUUUUAUCCUGUUUCUCGCAAUGAAUCUUAUUGGGGUACUCCGUGUUGACAAAGACAUUGAAUUGAAAGGUAAGUUAUAAUCCUGGUCAAAGAAAUUUUACAUGAAGAUAAAGAGAGGAGGCUAUUAGUAUAAGUAGUCAUGCGACUUCGGGUUCAAUUUAACAUCUAUUUGCAAGAGAGUGUGUUAUUCAAAAAGUACAGUAUCAACAUUUGAGCUUUUUGAAAAACACAUGAGGGCAAAUAAAUUCCCAAUUUUAAUGAGAAAAAUAGUAUCUUACUCUUUAGUGAUAAACGUGAAAGAAUUUACUGGAUCAAAAUUCGUUCCCUAAACAAUGCUACAGUAUAAUUCGAUCAAAACAACACGGAUUAGUAUCAUUCGCAACCUAGCUCAAACGGCCAAAAAAAGAUUGCGCACCCGAUUGGUUCUUAUGCAUUUCUUUUGUUUGUCAACCCCUCACAGUGCUCCAUCCUCUGAGAUAUUUGUCUUAUUUUCUUGUUUUUGCACUGUUUACUAAAACCCGCGUUGCUAAAUCACAGUACUUGAAACUAAAAUGAUGCAAUGAUUGCCUCAGGUCUCGAUAUUCCCAAGCACGGUGAGCCCGCAUACCCAUUGGAAAGUUACGGAGAUGGAUGGACCGAGAAGCCAGUCCCAUUAAAGACAAUUCCGUUCGUACACAAGUCCACUUCUCAGCUUAAUUUGGCUCACCUUCAGAAUGGCUCUUCAAACCCCAAGGAAAAAGGAAUAGACAAUCCCACUGUGAUCGUGCCCGUGGAAUCUCCCAGCACAAACACAGAUACGGCAUUUUAA
Molecule: messenger RNA, 7370 nt
Organism: Porites lobata
Lineage: Eukaryota; Metazoa; Cnidaria; Anthozoa; Scleractinia; Poritidae
Source: the annotation of a GenBank genome assembly